Dimorphilus gyrociliatus is the source of this 1842-nucleotide messenger RNA. The record is from the annotation of a GenBank genome assembly. NCBI's taxonomy places the organism in Eukaryota, Metazoa, Annelida, Polychaeta, Dinophilidae.
ACUAGUAAAAUGGCGCCACCGUUACCCAAAUUACCUCAAACAAGGUGUAAAAAAUAUGAAAAAUUAGCCAAAUUAUAUAAAGACAACUCACAAAGUGAAAAAAAAAGGUCUAUUCGAGAUGCAUCCGAUGGGAGAAACUUGAAUUUUAGCAUCAAAGAAACUAUUAUUGAAGAAGAGAAUGAAGUCUUCUGUGACGUUUCGUUUCCCCCCAGAACCGCUUCAAACUGUUCUCCCUAUCCGGGUACAAAGAUUAGGCGAACAAAGACAAAUUUUGGGAAAAAAACCCAACAAACAGAUUCAUUGGAAUUGAAUGGAAGCGAAACUGAUAGUUGUUCAGUUAAUCAAAGAGAUCUUUCUCUUGGAGCGGAAGCAGGUGAAUUUUUUACGAGAAGUUCAAAGGAAGGAACACUUGAAAGCCUAAAGAGAUUCCCAAGCGUAUCAUCUGCUGAUCCAACACCCAGAAGUAGCCUAAUACUCCCAACCUCAGGUAGUGUUCCAUUAUUAGAAAGUAGUGUGAAAGAGCCUCACCAUGCAACUUUACCUACUAUACGCUUUACAAAUUGUGACUUUUUGAUUUCUCUCACUGGAAUACUCUUUUACUUCUUUGAUGUUGCAAGUGACGUUUUUGUAGCCGUAUUGUAUUUUAUGAACGGAAAGAUUUGGUGGUUUGUUCUGACAGUAAUCUUUAUCGUUGGGCCUUCCUUAGUGUCCUCAGCUUUUUCAUUGUAUUGGUAUUAUGUUGACUAUAAAAAGUUAAUGAUCUGUGGAGAUGAAGAAAUAAUUAAGUUAGAGAAACCAUCAAAAAAGAGAUGGUUUUGUAGAAUAUUUUGCGUUAUUUUACAAUUCGGACCGGUACUUAGAUAUAUUGAUACUAUCUACUAUGGUUGUAAAUCUCGGAGAUCAAAAGGCAGAGAUAGACUUCGGGCAAUAGAUAUGAUGCUAUACGAGGAUGUUGAUGCCAGCAUGCUGAAAUUGUUUGAAUGCUUUCUUGAAUCUGCCCCCCAGUUGGUUUUUCAGCUUUAUGUAUUAACUCAAGUUUAUGGAACGGAUCACGUGAUUUUCAUGAUUGGACAGUUCUUCUCGAUUGUUCUCUCUAUUGGAUCUCUGGCUUGGUCUUUAACGGCUUAUUUUAGAGCUUUAAGAAUCUCACAGCCUGAACGCAAAUCAUCAGUUACUGAAUGCGGAAAUGCCUUUCCGGGUAUUAUCUUGCAGUUUGGUUGGCGUUAUUUUACAAUUGGAACUAGAGUAUUGGCAAUGGCUUUAUUUGCAUCAGCAUUUACAUGGUACAUUUUUGUCUUUUGCGGAGUUCAUUACGUCAUAGUACUGACUUGGAUUUUAUAUCAAAAUACGUCGUUUUUCCAAGACGAGAAGGGUGAACGAAGGAGAUGUGCAGAGUUUUUCUUCGAUGUUGUUGUUGCUUGGAUACACUUAUACUGCUUUUUCAAUGUUACAGAAGGCCACACGAGAUUAAGAUACGCAAUGUUCUAUACAUUAGUUUAUAUUGAAAAUUUAAUCCUUACAUUUUUUUGGUUUAUUUCAAGUCAAACCAAUGAUUUACCGUAUCAUUUACCUGCUCUAUUAGUAGUUGUAUUGGGAUUUUGGAUUGGAAUUACAUUCAUGCUCUUGUACUACUUAAGAUUUCAUCCAAAUGAUUAUCCAUUAGUGCACGAAGGUAAAAAGAUUCGCUGUUGGAUACCAUGUAGCGAAUUAAUACAUAACGAAAUGCAUGACGUACCAAUUCAAGAUCAUGGAGUGAAAAAGAAAGAUAGAGUAUCUAUAUCGGACGAUACAUCCGUUACGACAUUCGAACGUAGAGAGCGUAUAGACUAUACUGCUGUUUAG